Molecule: messenger RNA, 865 nt
Organism: Cotesia glomerata
Lineage: Eukaryota; Metazoa; Arthropoda; Insecta; Hymenoptera; Braconidae
Exons: 3
Coding region: 282-587 (101 amino acids)
Source: RefSeq, a predicted model, not a curated record
UUAUUGAGCUGCCGAUAACACCAUAAUUAUUAAAAUAUUUGUGACUAUUAAGCAAGCUAUGUGACCGAAUUAAUUUACAUGUAUACAUCUUGAUGCAGUAUUGACACGAUAGUUUCAAUAAGUUGCUAAAUAAUAUUUGUUCAAGUGUCAGGCUACUGUAUCGAUAAUCUAGAAUGAUGGACUGAUAAUUCAUAGAAGUCGGAUAUAAAAUGCCUGGCAAUUGAUAGUUGAACACACUUGGAGUGAUUUUGCCGAACUAAACUCUUCACUGGUAACACAAGAUGAUUGGUUUAAAGUUGUCAUUUUUUAUUCUUGGGGUCUACGUCGUAAGCCAGGUUCUAUGCCAGACCCCUAUACCGACUCCGGGCUCUUUGACAACUGCGGACCCGAUGACAAGUGUGGGCCCUAUGCCAGGUACGGGAGAUAUGGCUACAACCCCAAAGCCAGACACAACCACGAAGAAACCUUUGACUUUUGCUGAUCACAUUUACGCAAUCGCAGAGGAACUUUUGGGCUGCGAGGAAUAUGAUGAUGAUGAUGAUGAUGAUGAUGAUGAUGACGAUGAUUACUCCUGGUGUUGGUAUUAACAUCAUAAAGCAGCGCAAUAGGAUCUAAGAUCUAAUCAUCAAGUAAUUUAUUAUCAUCUUCAUUAUUUUUAUUUGAAAAUUAAUUUAAUACUCAACAUUAUUGCUGGUGAUCAUUAUGUAAUUAAAUUACGAUUUGUUCGGCAGGCUUUUGGCCUUCUCAUUAAUUAUUUACAUCAGCUAAUUCUUAAAAAUUUGUAAAAUGAAGUUAAUAAAUCUAACUGCUUGUAAACGUAAAAGUGCCUCGCCAAGGCGUUAAAUUAUAUCGUCUCUCCUACGAA